Gryllus bimaculatus (two-spotted cricket) is the source of this 674-nucleotide messenger RNA. Lineage: Eukaryota; Metazoa; Arthropoda; Insecta; Orthoptera; Gryllidae. The record is from the annotation of a GenBank genome assembly.
CACGAGGCGCGCGCGUGCGCGUGCGUGUGCGUGGUGUGGCGUGGUGCUAACGCGUGUCGCGUGCGUUGGCGCAGGAGACGGCUGAGAGCGGCUUCGCCGGCGUCACUGCCGGCCUGGGCCACGGCCACGGCGGCAACGACCGCGUCGAGUUCCAGAUGCACGGCCAGCACGGCCCGCACACCUACAAGUGGGGCUACGACACCGGCAAGGGACACAAUCGUCAGUUCCGCUACGAGGAGCGCGACGCCCACGGCCAUGUCAAGGGCCACUACGGCUUCUACGACAAGCACGGCAAGCUGCAGGUGGUGAGCUACUCGGCCGAUCCCGAGCACGGCUACCACGCCGACGGCAACUUCGGCAAGCACAGCAUCGCCUAAGCAGAGCGCGGCGGGCGGCGAGGGAGGCGGCGGCGGCGGCGGCGAAGGGAAACCGAAAACAAAGCGGCGUUGGAGACACGCCGUCGCGUCGUCGUGGUCGCCGCUAGCCGCCGUCACCGCCACCGCCUCUCUCGCGCUUAUCCGCAGCAGCCCGUCACGGUGACUGACCGCGGGACGAGCUGCCUCGGAAAACGAGAGCGCCGCCGUCGCUACCACCGCCAUCGCCACUGCCACCGCCGCUACCGCCGCCAUCGCCGCCGUCGCUUUCCCCGCGGCGUGGGCCAACACGGCGCGGCG